This is a messenger RNA of Rotaria sordida, 1836 nucleotides long. The record is from the annotation of a GenBank genome assembly. NCBI's taxonomy places the organism in Eukaryota, Metazoa, Rotifera, Eurotatoria, Philodinida, Philodinidae.
AUGGAAAUUGAAGUUGAAGAAGAAGAAGAAGUGGUACACGAGGAGGAACAAACAGAUCAACUUCAGAAGGUAGAAGAAGAAGAAGAAGAAGAAAAGGAGGAGGAAGAAGCAGAAGAAGAAGAAGAAGAAGCAGAAGAAGAAGAAAAACAUUACAAUCUACGAACCAGAAGAAAACUACCUGUUCAAAUUGAAGCUCCGAAACUAAAACCACGUUCACGUCGAACUGUCAAUAGAGCGGCUGAAGUUGAUUCAACUUCCUUGGUCAAAUGCGAAACGGAAGAAAACCAAGCAUCAUCGUCAACUCGAACGCUUCGAUCAAGAUCACAAUUAGCGGUGCCCGCUGUUAAAACAAGAUCAAUAUAUGCCACAACGACGAGCACAACGGUGCGCUCCAUUCAAUAUGCUGAAAUAAAAGAACUGAUUGAAGAACGUAUCAACAACCAUCAUCAAACGGAGAAAGCUGCACGUUAUUUGUGCAAUUCAGAAGAAGAAGUGGAUAUUAUUGAAUUAUUGACGUCAUUGGAUGAAUUGAGUGCUCAACCAAAAUCAGGGAAACUAUUAAAAGCACUUACUGAACGUCAAUCGACACAAGCACGGUUUUUAACUGCACGAGACUUUGAAGAUGGAUCUCUUGCAUGGAAAAAGCUUAACAAUAAACCGGCAGUUUAUGCAGUAACCGUAUGCAUACCUCGUCCGGUUUACAAUUCCAUGAUGGAUGAUGAAACACUUCGAAAUUCAAGAGUUUUACAAACUGCUUUCUUCGAUAAAAUGGAACCAGUUGUUCAUCUUCGUGGCAAAAUUGCUGCAAAAACGCAUGAGACAAAAUGCAAACCAAUCGAAGGUUCCAAUAAUACGAUCACAAACGGUUACGAACUUGCCGUUGCAAAAACGCAUGCAACUUUGUCAGCAACACGCAUUGGUCCCGAUGGUCGUUCAAUAACAGGAUAUGAUAUUAUAAUGUAUUACAAAGCUAUUGACAAAAAUAUGUCUGCGGCAAAGCCAAAACCAAAAGCUGGCGCUUCUUCAGUUUCAAAGCUCAAAUCAACAACUACCGUAACAACUUCAAAAACAAGUAACGAAGGAGCGUCAUCAUCAAAACCUCACCCACUUGGCAGUACAAAAUCCGAAAAACAUUUACACACUACAACACCUGUUGUCAAGGACUCUGCCAUCACACAAUCGACAGCUCCGAAACCAAGUAAAUUCUAUUUUGCUUGUCGAAACAACGACAUCGAUACAGUUACUUCAUUACUUCCAACAAUUACGCUCGAAGGAAUCAAUCAAAUUGAACCGAAUGGCUCCACUGCUCUGCAUGCUGCUGCUUACUAUGGAAAUAAGGAGAUAGUCAAAUUGCUUUUAUCGAAAGGUACUCAACGGAUGAUUAAAAAUGUUCAUGGUUACACACCGUAUGAUGAAGCUAAAACAGGAGAUAUAAAAAAGUUAUUUCAACGCGUAGAAGCAUCUGGAUCGGAACCAAGAAAUCGAUUUGCUGGUGUAAAAGGUCCUUCAUAUGAAUGGAUCUUCGUCAAAAGUGAUCCUUCGAGCUAUGCUUCAUUCAAUCGUGAAAGUUUAUGGAAAUGUCGAAAUGACGAAGAAUUUGAUCGUUUAUGCCGUGGAAUUCAACAAUACUAUAUCAAUGAGAAUGGUCCCUUGGCCGAUGUAGAACCUAUUGAAUCAGUUCGUUUAUUUAUUGAUACAGCAAUUAAAAACAAUGAUCCAACGCAGGUUGUUCGUGCAUAUACAGCAGAGACUGGCUUUUACAAUCGAGUUAACACAGACCUUGCUCAAAUCCCUGCUCAUUGGUCUGGAACUAAACAUGAACGAAAUAUUGCAUAG